AUGACCCUCAUACUGGGCUUGAGUGCCGUCGUCGCCAUCUCCGCCGCAUCUGCAACCGUCUUCAUUGUCGUCUCAGUGGUGGGGAUCGUGGUCUGGGUCAGAGUGCGUAAGGAGCGCCAUGCACUGAAGCUGCUCAGCAUCAACGAAGGGCAGCGUGUCAGCACAUAUCCCCUUAGACAAGACACCGUGACGGAGCUAUCUCGCGAGGAGGGAAGUGCACUAAGAGAACAUGGACAGCUGCCCUACGGCAAACCUACAGAAUGGGGCGAGGUAGCCUCGCGAGAGAGCCUCCUUCGAUCCAAAAACGACUCGGACUCGUCGUUUCCACUACUCACAGAGAAGGCUCGAUCACUUCGCAGCUCCCUGUCACGCUCUCGCUCCAAACGGCUGUCAAGGUCGUCACAUAAACACCGCCGGCUGAGCUCGCUGAUCACCUUGAGCGAGAACCCCAACCGAUGGCCCAGCCCGUCGCCCAAGAUAUCAUUUUCAAAAGACGACGUGCCUCUAUCAGCGGUGGAAGGAGCUCUCGAGCUGCCUGCAGAGCGGACUCCAAACCACACUCCGGAGAUUAGCGAAGAUGACACCGGGUUUCGCGGUAUGCGUCCCAUGUCACCAGCAUGGCCUCUGCCGUCUCAACGGGACCGCAGCAGUAUCUUCCCACUGUUGGAAGAUCACGGUCCCCACGGCAUCUUCGAUCCGCCUCCCAGAAUUUUCGAAGACAACGAAUCUCGACGGAGUCGAGGGGCCAGCAUCAUCAGCCAGACGGCGGGUGAAAUGCCCGACCAGCCUAUUCCUCCACCACCGCCAGCAGCACGUCAGCCGAAUCGAUAUACGUACGCCCCCAAUGAGUCGACCAUGCGAUUAUCUUCCAUCAGCCUGGAUACCAUGGCCAGCUCGAUCUUAGAAGAUAGCAGGAUUACCGAUCUCACCUCGCCCAUUUACUCGUCCGGGGGGACGUGUGUACCAUUCAGUGCCAACGAUGUUGGAGUCAAAGAUGGCCGAAGAAGCUUCAUCUCGACAAACAGCUCCGUGCCAUCACAUCUACUUCCCGUCCGUUCUUCUUCUAUCGCGGAGUCUGCCCGCACGAGGUCUAUAGAGCUCACGACACCCCGGCGCAGUAUGACUGAACGAUAUUCGUGCAGCAACAGUGAACGCUACAGUGCGCCGCCACGCCGCAGUGAAUCCUUGUCAUCAAAUCCGCUGAAUCGGCAUUCUUCUUUACGAAGUGCGGCCUCGGGCUCAAUAUCUGGAUUCCACAGCUCGCGUCCUACCAGUUGGCGCUCUUCGGUAGGCUCGUUUGUGCCACAGUUCGGCCAGUUCCAAUGCGAGACUGUCUACGAAAGUGAACAGCAGCGGAGAAAUGACCCUUUCGGCCCCGGGUCACAUCGAAAUGUGCUUCCUACAAUCGAGUCUCCCCGACAAAAUGACCCGGUGAUCCAUCGUCCUCAAAGCCCAAUGCAUCGUUCCAGUUUGUCUCAACGGGGACCUCCGCCGUCCGCAAUGAAGAGUGUGAGCUCGCAGCGAAAGGGUCACAGGAGACAAAACUGCGUGCGCAUUUCGAUUCAUCCCCCGGUGACCUUCGGAGCACCGCCGUUCUCGCCAACUGUCGAAGAGGAGCCAGAGGAUCUCGACCGGAUGGAGGAAGUCGAUCUGCGUGAAAGCGCAAUUAACCGACCACCACAGACGCAGACUCCAACGAAUAGUACCUCGCCUCUCAAUGCUUCCAAGCUCGGCAAGUACGGCAGCCAACGUGCCAAACAACAACAGGUCGCCAAGUCACUUGGUCCAUUGGCGGAAGAGCCGUGCAAGCAGAGCCCGCCAAAGAAGAGGAAACACGCUCCCAGCGACUCGGCUGAUCUCCCACCCCCUGUCGAGAAAGACCGUAUGCUGCCUGUGAUCCUUACCUCUCUGCCGCCUUCUAGCGAUCCCGUUAGUGCCCUAACCCAUACACCUUCUCCCGAGAGGGUGCCACCGGUAUGGACCAUGUCCGAGAAUGCAGCAUCACCAAUAUCUCCCGUCCCUGGGAGCCCACGGAAGACGGCAGUCAGAGGUCCACGCAGCCAACCCCCAUCAACUCCACGAUCCGCUCGCAGCAAAUCAGUGGCCGAGGUUAAUAAUCCCACAGACCUGUCACUGACAACGACUACCACCAACACAUCCGGUUCGCCAACGCGCGCACCUCUCGCCUCUAACGAGUUCCCCAAGUCCAACGAGUCCCUGUACCGGUCCAGGACCGACGCACGCUCUUAUCGUCGAGACCGUGAUUCGCAAGACACUCUCGCCAGUAACCGCGACUCAAUAAUCCUCAUCCCCUCGUCGCCCGUGCACAGCAACCGGGUGAAAGACCGCGUCACCAUCUGGGAAGAUGCUACUCGUCAGGGCUCGCCGCCGAAACAGUCCACCGUGAACUUUAUCCAUACGCCUGGCGGAGCUGCUGAUGACGCCUCGAGCACGCCUCGUUCACUUGCAAAGGAUGACUACAGGCCCCCAUCUCGCAUGGCCAGUCGCCGUGCUCCGAACUCACCGACAAAACGGGGCCUCACUACUCCGACAGGGAAGAGUAUCGGUCUAGGCAUCGGGGCUACCACGCCGGGUAGUUUGUACGAUGGCGAGGGCUUCUUAAAAGAAUGA
Messenger RNA from Penicillium lagena, 2631 nucleotides. RefSeq lists its product as uncharacterized. NCBI's taxonomy places the organism in Eukaryota, Fungi, Ascomycota, Eurotiomycetes, Eurotiales, Aspergillaceae. The record is from RefSeq and is a predicted model, not a curated record. The coding region runs from base 1 to 2631 and encodes 876 amino acids. The transcript has a single exon.